CUGCUUCGCAUAGAGUCUCUGGCGGCAGAGAGCGCUGUGGUGAUAUUCAGCGUGAGCACGUGCUGCAUGUGCCACGCCGUGAAGGGUCUCUUCCGAGGAAUGGGCGUCAGCCCCGCCGUCCACGAGCUCGACCUCCACCCCUACGGCGGCGACAUCCAGCGAGCCCUCAUCCGUCUCCUCGGCUGCUCCGGCGCCUCUUCUCCCGGGUCUCUUCCGGUCGUCUUCAUCGGCGGUAAACUUGUUGGAGCUAUGGACAGAGUCAUGGCUUCCCACAUCAACGGCUCUCUCGUUCCUCUUCUCAAAGACGCCGGCGCUCUCUGGCUUUAAUGAUUGAUACCUCCCUCCCUUGUGCUUUUCUUUCUUUUUCUUUUUGUGAGCUAGCUAUCUCUAAUUAAUGUCUUAAGAGAAUGAGAUGAGGAAGUUAAUUAGGAAAAAACUAAAAUCGAUCGAUGACAGGUUAGGUUUUAUAUAUAGUUUGUAAUUAGAGAGACUUGUGCGUUUGUUUUAAAGCUCACCUUUGUCUCCUAUCUAUUAGAUCCUUUCAUAUCGAAUCAAAGACAGUUCUUGUUA
Molecule: messenger RNA, 570 nt
Organism: Camelina sativa (false flax)
Lineage: Eukaryota; Viridiplantae; Streptophyta; Magnoliopsida; Brassicales; Brassicaceae
Product: glutaredoxin-C7
Source: RefSeq, a predicted model, not a curated record